Colletotrichum siamense is the source of this 2028-nucleotide messenger RNA. RefSeq lists its product as uncharacterized. The transcript has 3 exons. The coding region runs from base 1 to 2028 and encodes 675 amino acids. NCBI's taxonomy places the organism in Eukaryota, Fungi, Ascomycota, Sordariomycetes, Glomerellales, Glomerellaceae. The record is from RefSeq and is a predicted model, not a curated record.
AUGGAGCCAACACUCGCUCGAGUCCUCUUAUCCCUAUGUCCUCAAGUCACACCCAACUGUCUUGUGCUUGAUCAAUUUGAGAUCAGGAUAGAGAACAUGGACUUCGAAAGCUUCGAUUCCACCUUCGACAUGCCGCCCACAUCAUUUGAUGACUUGUCCGAUCCGAAUCUCUUCUUCGACUUCGACGCCUGCGCCGGGCCGGUCCCGGACGCGUCUUCAGGCAGCCCGUUGCCCUCUACACAAUCAACGGGCGCAACCCCUCCACCAACAGAAACGAACCCCCUAGAGGAGGAUUUCACAUCAAUCUUCAGAGACAUCGACCUUGGUGAUUACGUCGAGCCGACGAUCCAACCGUCCGACAUCUUCAUCCAGCGGCCCGAGGGCGUACAACCUCCCUCCACGCUCGUGCUACCCUCGGCACCCUCCAACGAGGACAAAGAGGCCUGUUCCGAGGAUAUCUUCUCCUCCCUCUUGGCCGACCUCUCAGCCCCGACUGAGCCUCAGCAAGGUACCGACGCCUCCCUCUUCUCCUUCCCUUCAACAUGGGCCACAAACGACAUCGACAUGACGUCUUUCACUUGGCCCACUGCCCCAAACCUCGACCUUGACUUGUUCACUUCACCCGAAGUCUCCCUCCCCGAGACAAAGACAUCCACCGCCCUGACCACCAUCGAGUCUUUCUUCUCAGACCUCUCUACCGUCUCGACCGGUGAAAUCCCAUUCACAUUCGACGAAGAGGCGGUAUCCCUCCUUUCCACUCUUCCGCCAGCCGUCUCCCUAACCUCACCGCAGUCCAUUUACCCCCCGCCAUUCCCUUCGACUACACUCUCGACAGCAACGACAACACUCCAGCACCCACAGCCAAUCGCCACAGCAUCUCCUACCUUCAUCAAAUCCGAGCGCUGCAGCGUAGAACCGUCUCAUAGCUUCGCACCCUCAAGCAUAGUCGAUUUCCAGGGCCAACUCCUCGCCACCCCAGUCCCCUCAACAACCGCCUCCCCCGCGCCCUCCGCCCGCGACACAACUCCGCCAGUCGUCAAUGGCAAGGUAAUCAAACGCAUCCCCCGUCCCGCGAAAGCAAAAGACAUCGACGCCUCAGACUGGUACGCCGUGCCCCCCGCGACGCCGGACUGGGGCGGCCCUUCUCCCGCGACCAAGCCCCUCUUCCAGUACAGACCAACCGGCGAAUGGAAACCCGAAUGCCGCUUCUCGCGUGACGAGCUCCUGCACUACAUGACGGAGCGUAAGCGCCUCUCCCUCCCGCUCACCAUCUGGAUACAGAACCAUCCGCACGGCUGCACCAGCCGCGUCCCGGACCCGAGGACCCUCAAAUGCCGCUGGAACGGCUGCCCCGUGCCGACGGGCACCAUCCUGAAGGGCUUCUGGAGGGUCUGCUUCGACGAGCGGCCAGAGUCUUCCGACGCGAGACACUUUGAGAAGGAGGAAAAGAACCCGAUGGCCAUGAACCGAGACGGCGACGAGAUGGUCAUGGAGUACGAGAACUGGCGCGAGGCGCAGAAGCAGGGCUACGAGGAGUGGAGGGCACUCUGCGAGACGAACAAGGUUCUCGGCCUGCCUACGGAGAACCGCGUCGUUGAAAAGCAGCAGAAGCUAUGGUACACCCUGACUACCAAACAUCUCGCCCUGGAGACCGGUGUCCGACAGCAGAUGCGGGAUUCCCGCGGCGGCAUAUCCAUCGAUCAGCACAGGGGCGACCUAGGCUGGUACGUCAAAAAGGUGAACGAGAGGAAGAAGCGGGCAAAGGCGCAGAGAGACGCCGGGUCAAGAGCGCUUGCUCGAUUGGCCGAUUGCGAAGAGAUCUUUAGCGAGGAUGAGGAAACUCCCCAGAGCGCAGUGGACGAUACCAAGGCCACUAAGAAGACACCGCGCCGCAAGGCUGAGGAUGACGGGCGCAACGCUGAGCUGGCCGAAACAAACGGCAAUAAGCGCCAACGCUGCCUGGUGGACGAGUGUGAGUUGGACGACAGCCAUAAACGCCAGCGCCGUCAGUGCAAAUCAAUCUCAUGA